Messenger RNA from Microthlaspi erraticum, 1305 nucleotides. The record is from the annotation of a GenBank genome assembly. NCBI's taxonomy places the organism in Eukaryota, Viridiplantae, Streptophyta, Magnoliopsida, Brassicales, Brassicaceae.
AUGUCAUCGAGGCCAAAUCGUAGAUUGAAGGUGGAUAGGAUAAGCCAGUUACCAGAUCCACUGAUAUGUCAGAUCCUUUCUCACCUCUCCACAAAGGACGCUGUGAAAACAAGCGUCUUGUCCACCAGAUGGAGGAAUCAGUGGCCUUGGGUUCCUAAUCUGGAACUGCGCUCCCGAAAUUUCCCAGAUUUAGAUUCCUUGGUGAGUUUCGGCAACGGGUUUUUCGAUUCCGGCAACGUGUCAUUCGUAGAUAGAGUCAAGCUCACCAUUUGCAAUGACAAGGGUGUAGAGAACGCCUCUUAUCUCACGCCAUGGAUUGAUGCUGCUGUUAGGCGUAAGGUCAAACAUGUCCAUGUUCGUUUUCGUCAUGCAGAUGGUAACUUUUAUGAGAUGCCCUCAAGCCUUUAUCUUUGCCAGACGCUUGCAUCCUUGGUUCUUGAUCUGGUGGACUUGGCUAUUCCCGAGUUUGUUUCCUUGCCUUGUCUCAAGACUAUGCUGCUGAAAUACAUUGGUUAUCCUGAUGAUGCCGUUUUGGAGAGGUUUGUCUCAUCCUGCCCUGUCUUGGAGGAGUUGGAGAUCGAUACGCCUCUCAAUGGACAAGUCUUCUUUCGGGUGCUCUCUAGGUCGUUGAAGAGGCUCACUCUAAGAAUAGCGUUUGCUUGGGAGGAAUAUGGUUCAGGAGUUGUGAUUGAUGCUCCACGGCUAAGCUUCUUGAGUAUCAGUGAUGCUUUACCAGAAAGCUUUGUGAUAACCAAUGUGGAUCCCAAUGUCAAGUUGGUUGUUUCUAUCCACUCAGAGAUAGACAGAUUCCACAGCUUUCUCCCUGGGAUUUCAAAGAUUCGGGAUGUGACAAUAUUCAACGACACUUUCAAGCUCAUCUAUGAAUACUCGAAACAAGAACCACUGCCUCGGUUUGGUCACGUGUCCCGCUUGCAAGUAGCUCUUUCGUUUUCCUAUAUGAACUGGUUACCAACUUUUCUUGAAAGCUUCCCAAACUUGAAAUCUCUCAUCUUGGUAUGUAAUAACAGAAAUGGUGACUAUAAGGGAAUGGGUCAUAUGAGUUUUUCAUCUGUGCCAGAGUGUUUGUUGUCGUCUCUGGAGUUUGUUGAUUUCAACUUCGCAAUCCGGGGAGAUGCUGCAGAGAUGAAACUAGCGAGGUACUUGUUGGAGAAUUCGGCUAUCCUCAAGAAAGUCGCUCUACGCUUGGACUAUUGUGCUAUCAAGAUUCAAGAUGGAUUCGUCAAGAAACUCUUUAAAAUCCCAAGACGCUCUAGUGAAUGUAAAAUUGUAAUCCUUGAUUGGUAA